CGUUUGAGUAUUAGUAGGCUAAUACUCCGUGUUUUUUUAGGAUUGAGUGUUGAGAGACUUUGCCAAACCGUUCUGCUGUAUGCUGCUUUCAGGAAACAAUGACGCACACAGGGGCAGGGUCUGCUACUAUUGAACUGGGAAAAGUUCUUGUCUGACGUUCAUUUGAAGACAUUUUCUUUCGCAUCUUCUGCUUGACAGGGACAAUAGAAUGGGAUUUUACCACAGAAUAACUUUGGCACUGGCAAUAAUUUGCCUUUUUGUGGACAGCGGACUGGGAGCCCCACUCACAGGAAGAUAUAUGUUCGUGAAAUGCAACCCGGAUCUUAAGAAUGCAAACUGUGUCACACAGGUGGGCCCCUUGGUGCCCCUAUCAGGGAAAAGCUCUCGACUUCCACCUUCUGCUGCAAAACACAUAUUCCCAGUUAGCACAGAGGAAGCCACUCCUGAGACAGAGGAGCAGUCAGGAGAGGGUUCAGGCAACUCCGACACCUUCGCUCCGUUUAGAACCAUGGAUCAGCGGAUGAUGAGAGACGCUCCAGUGCCAACAAGAAGCCAACAAGAAGCCAACAAGAACGAAGAGGAGGGAUCGGCUGUCGAAUCCAGUGGAGACAUUUAUUUAUCCCAAUAUGAUUCAACUCGGAAAACAGAUUGGCUUUCUGAACAGGAUUUGAAAGAGGAAAACAUUAUUGCAUAAAGGGCUACAUUACAUCUCAUGUGCUUUUUCUUUUUUAUACAAUAUAAGCCAUAUGGGAUGGUGCUGUUUUGGUCACAGAUUAUUAAUAAUUAAUAUAUAUUCUUAAAAUGUGGCAUGCUCUGCAAAGGUUUAUUAUAUUCCAGUUUCCAUUGUAAGGAUCUAUUUUUAUCUGCUCUUCAUCUUUGAAACUUUAUAUUUUUAUUAUUUUAUUUACUCUUAAUGUCCACAGUUUGACCCAUGAUCUGUAUUAAAACAAUAUUUGUAAUUUUGGGAUGGAAAUAGGCAAUUGAAAUAAAAUGUUUGGAUAGCAAAAAGGUA
Messenger RNA from Carassius gibelio (silver crucian carp), 1012 nucleotides. Its product is annotated as serglycin. NCBI's taxonomy places the organism in Eukaryota, Metazoa, Chordata, Actinopteri, Cypriniformes, Cyprinidae. The coding region runs from base 209 to 694 and encodes 161 amino acids. The record is from RefSeq and is a predicted model, not a curated record. The transcript is spliced from 3 exons.